Funneliformis geosporum is the source of this 1008-nucleotide messenger RNA. Lineage: Eukaryota; Fungi; Glomeromycota; Glomeromycetes; Glomerales; Glomeraceae. The record is from the annotation of a GenBank genome assembly.
AUGAAUCUCGGAGGUCCAUCAACCUUGGAAGGUGUAAAAGAUUUUUUGACGAGACUUUUCUUGGAUCCUGAUCUUAUCCCUAUUCCGUUUCAAUCACAUUUAGCGCCAAUUAUAGCCAAAAGAAGAACUCCUAAAAUUAUAGAACAAUAUGAUAAAAUUGGAGGUGGAUCUCCUAUUUUAUCAUGGACUGAAAAACAAGGAAAGGCGAUGGAAAAAUUAUUGGAUAAAAUUAAUCCGAAAUAUGCCCCACAUAAGUCGUAUAUUGCUUUUAGAUACGCGCCGCCUUUAACCGAAGAUGCGCUUAUACAAAUGAAGAAGGAUGGCGUAAAACGUGCAGUUGCUUUUACACAAUAUCCACAAUAUUCUUGUUCAACGACGGGAAGUAGUUUAAAUGAGUUAUGGAGAAAAUCAGAAAAAUUGGAUUCUGAGAGAUCAAUUAAAUGGAGCGUCAUUGAUCGAUGGCCAACACAUCCAGGAUUAAUAGAGGCGUUUGCCCAUCAUAUAAAAACUGCUAUUAAGCAAUAUCCUUCAGAUGUUCAAAAUAAAGUUGUUUUACUAUUUUCUGCUCAUUCAUUACCGAUGACUGUAGUAAAUCGUGGUGAUACAUAUACUUCAGAAGUUGCAGCCACGGUACACAGAGUUAUGGAACGUUUAGAAUUCUCUAAUCCAUAUCGUUUAGUUUGGCAAUCUCAAGUUGGACCACAACCAUGGAUGGGACCACAAACAAAUGAAGCGAUACUUGGACUUGGCAAGAAAGGUCAUAAUAACCUUUUGCUAGUUCCUAUAGCGUUUACGAGUGAUCAUAUUGAAACACUUUUUGAAUUGGAUUUAGAAUAUGCUCAUGAAGCUAAAAAGGCCGGAAUUACGGGAUUAAGACGCGCAGAAUCUUUAAAUGAUGAUCCAAUUUUCAUUGAAGCAAUUGCAAAUAUUGUUAAAGACCAUUUAAUAAUUGGAAAGCUUUUAGAAGUGCUUUGGCUAGAGAUAUUGUUAAAGUUGUAUAUGUUUUGA